Messenger RNA from Cladocopium goreaui, 1851 nucleotides. The record is from the annotation of a GenBank genome assembly. NCBI's taxonomy places the organism in Eukaryota, Dinophyceae, Suessiales, Symbiodiniaceae.
GCGCCCCUUUAAGCCCUGGCCGGCCGCCGGCCGCCGGCCGCGGCGCCAUGGCGUCAUGCGGACGGCGUGGCCAUGGAAGUUGCGCGAGUGCUUCGACAGGUACGAGAUGGACAAGCUGAUCUUGUGGACUUUACGAAGCUCCUCUCCGCAUAUGGGAAGACACAGAAAUGGUUCGCAACUUUGCACGGCCUGACAGCACUUGCAGCGUCAAAUCUUUCGCCCGACACCUACGCCUUCAACGUGGCCGCUGCGAGUUGUCAUGACUGGUCUUGGACCUUGCAACUGCUGGGAGUCCUCCCGUUGAAGCGCCUCAAAGUGGAUAAUGUCUCCUGUGGAGUUAUGAUGUCAGCUUUGAAGAAAGGAUCACAGGCGUCAAGGGCAUGUGACUUGUUGACGGAGCUUCAGAAGCAGUCCAUCCAACUAGGCGUUCAGAGCUACAACAUUGUGAUCUCAGCCUUUGCAGAUGAAGCACGUUGGCCCCAGGCCCUUCAGCUGGCGCUGUCGCUCAGUUUUCGACACGUCUGCGCGCUGGAUGACUUCGCGCGGACCAAGCUGUUGACGAUGCAACGACUGCCAUGGCGUUUGGGUCUGACUUUUGUCGCCGACGGUGGUGCAGAAGCCUUCCGUAGUGCCCUUCAAAUGGUGGGCGCUACGCAAUGGACCCUGACGCUGGAUGCCUUCGCCCAAAACCUCCGCAGUCGACGCCUGGAACCUUCGCUGGGGCAGCUGGCAACGUUGCCAUGGCGAACAUCGAUGGAGGAGUUGCAGAAGAUCCCCGUCGUUCCCGGCCCUCCCCGCGACCUGCUGGCGCUGCUGCGCUCCGCGGCGCAGCAGUCGGCGCCAGCCGCGGCGCUGGCGUCGCUGGCGGCGCUGCCGCGCGCGGUGGCGGCGUAUGGCGCGGUGCUGGGGCGAUGUGCUGAGGAAAAGAACUGGACCUUGGCAUUGGCCUUGCUGGAGACGAUGCAAGUGGAGAAUGUCCAAAAAGACUGUCUUUGUUUCUCCUCCAUGAUGGAUGCGACAUCCACACGGGUCGAAUGGCUAAGAGCCCUGGCGAUCUUCGAAGGCUUGAAGGAGGCGCUGAAAGACAGCAAGGACCUGGACGAGGACCUGGACUUGCUGGGCUCGGUGAGUAUCCAAAGUUGUAGUUCCCAUUGGCCCUGCAGUCUUCAGCUCCUCCGUUCCCUGCGACGUUCGACGCUGCGGCCGCAGCUGCUGAGUUACACGUCGCUCAGUACGCUGCUGGGCGAUGUUGGUGACGACUGGAGACAGGCGCUACAAGUGCUGCAACAUGCGCAGGAGCAACGGGUGGCUCCCAACAACUCUCUGCUGAGUUCGGUGGCGGCAACGUUGAGAGUUGGCACUUGGCGUGUCACCAACGAGCUCCUGAGGAUGGCCACCACUCGACAGGUGGAGAUCUACACCAGCUGCUUCAACGCCUGCAUUGGUGUCUGUGCUGCCCCCGCCUGGCCGCAGGCAUUGCUACAGCUGCAGACUUUGGCCUCGCGCCUCCUGGCCUCGGAUCGCUUGACAAAUCGAAGCCUCCAGCGAGGCCCUUGGUCGGUGGCUCUCCUGGCCUCGCAGCUGGAUAUUGCGACCAUGAACGGCGCAGCUUCAGCUGCCUUAGUGGCUGGCAAGUGGCACCGCUCAUUGGAGGUGCUUCGAGCAGCCGCUCGCUAUGGGCUCCAGUGUGACACCGUGUCCAAGUACUUGCUGAUGCAUGCGCAGAGCAGGAGGGGCGCCUCCGGCGCCUCGAACGGAGCUGGGCGGGGUCGAUGGCAAAUUCCGAUGUCCAUCUUGGCCAACGCCGAGAACCGGAACUUGAGUGACUUGUAUCGAGCCCCAUGGCGUUGA